UUUCUUCUUCCUUCUUCUUCUUCUGAACACCUCUCUCUCUCUCUCUUCUCUCUCUUGGCGGUGUAAACUUCUAAACUCUCUACCUCAAGCUCUCUCCACCGUCUGAUGCUUUGACUUUUUCCCGCUGGUCAAACCUCCAACCAACGAUGGGCCAUUGCUGCAGCAAGAGCACCCCCGUCGUCAACACCGACGAAUCCCCCACCGUCAACGGCGUUUCCACCGCCGGUACACCGUCGGCGACUUCCCAACCGCACUACGCCAACUCCGCCGUCGCUGCCGCCUCCGGCGGCGCCACCCCCUUGCACUCCUUCGCCGCCAGUCCGUUCCAGAGCCCACUCCCCGCCGGAGUAGCUCCCUCGCCGGCGAGAACUCCGGGGAGGAAGUUCAGAUGGCCGCUCCCGCCUCCGUCUCCGGCGAAGCCGAUCAUGUCGGCGAUACUCCGGCGGCGAGGUCCGGCGAGGGAGACGGGAGGACCGGAGCCGAUACCGGAGGAAGGAGGAGCAGCAGUAGGAGGAGGAGGAGAGGGAGAGAGAGGACUUGAUAAGAGCUUUGGGUACCCAAAGAACUUUGGAGCAAAGUAUGAUAUUGGCAAAGAAAUAGGGCGAGGGCAUUUUGGUCAUACUUGUUUUGCUAAAGGGAAAAAAGGAGAGCUUAAAGGUCACUCUGUAGCUGUUAAAAUUAUCUCCAAAGCUAAGAUGACAACGGCAAUAGCGAUUGAAGAUGUUCGCAGGGAAGUGAAAAUAUUAAAAGCCUUAUCUGGGCAUAACAAUCUGGUCAAAUUUCAUGAUGCGUUUGAGGAUGCCAACAACGUGUACAUAGUUAUGGAAUUGUGUGAGGGUGGAGAACUACUGGACAGAAUUCUGGCAAGAGGUGGAAGAUACAUGGAGGAAGAUGCUAAAACAAUUAUUGUCCAAAUUUUAAGUGUGGUUUCCUAUUGUCAUCUUCAAGGUGUUGUGCAUCGUGAUCUAAAGCCAGAGAAUUUUCUUUUUGUCACAAAAGAUGAGGAUACUCCAAUGAAGGUUAUUGAUUUUGGUCUAUCUGAUUUUAUUAGGCCAGAUCAACGGCUCAAUGAUAUUGUUGGUAGUGCGUACUAUGUUGCACCUGAAGUGCUUCAUAGAUCUUACAGUGUUGAAGCAGAUUUAUGGAGCAUUGGUGUCAUAACAUAUAUUUUGUUAUGCGGAAGCAGACCUUUUUGGGCACGUACCGAAUCAGGAAUCUUUCGUUCUGUGCUAAGGGCUGAUCCUAAUUUUGAUGAUUCACCUUGGCCUAUUGUGACACCAGAAGCUAAAGAUUUUGUUAGAAGGCUUCUGAACAAGGACCACAGGAAAAGAAUGACUGCUGCUCAAGCACUAACUCACCCAUGGUUACGAGAUGAAAACCGUGCUGUGCCUUUAGAUAUUUUGAUCUACAAGUUAGUUAAGUCAUAUAUCCGUGCAACACCUUUCAAACGUGCAGCAUUAAAGGCUCUCUCAAAAGCUCUAACAGAAGAUGAGCUGGUGUACCUUAAGGCUCAAUUUAGGCUCUUGGAUCCAAAAAAUGGAUGUGUGUCCCUCGAGAAUUUUAGAGCGGCUCUCAUGAGAAAUACCACUGAUGCCAUGAAGGAGUCGAAGGUUUCUGACAUUUUGAAUUUGAUGGAUCCGCUCUCUUAUAAAAGAAUGGACUUCGAAGAGUUUUGUGCUGCCGCAAUCAGUACCUAUCAGCUUGAGGCUCUUGAAGGAUGGGAGAACAUUGCAAGUUCGGCUUUUGAGUAUUUUGAACAGGAAGGAAACCGGGUCAUUUCAGUUGAGGAACUGGCACAGGAACUGAAUCUGGGUCCUCAAGCUCACCCUUUACUUAAGGAUUGGAUCAGAGACUCAGACAGAAAACUCAGCUUCCUUGGAUUUACCAAAUUCUUACAUGGUGUGACAAUACGUAGUUCUAAUACAAGACACUGAUUGCAUGUAUAAACAAAGAAUUUUCAACAAAACUUUCAUUGAAAUGGUUUCUUGUCACUUAUUUUUUCACCCCCAGUUUAAAGAAAAGAGUGUAAAGAUGAAUGCUUCAACAGGUUGAGAAUGAGCGAUUUUAGCAGGUUCUUUGUAACCUUCUUUUGUAAAAGGAAUGUUCUAAAUUAUCAACUUUGAGUGUCUUGAGGCAGUAAAGAUAAGAUUGUUUAAGAUUUUUUUUUUUUGGGAGAAAGAAGAUUGUUUAAGUUGAUAUACAUAUAUUCAUUCAAGUAUAUGCCCUUUAUGAAUUUUAUGCA
This is a messenger RNA of Quercus lobata, 2242 nucleotides long. Its product is annotated as CDPK-related kinase 3-like. The coding region runs from base 147 to 1934 and encodes 595 amino acids. The transcript has 11 exons. Gene Ontology annotation, molecular function: protein kinase activity; ATP binding. The record is from RefSeq and is a predicted model, not a curated record. Lineage: Eukaryota; Viridiplantae; Streptophyta; Magnoliopsida; Fagales; Fagaceae. Gene Ontology annotation, biological process: protein phosphorylation.